Molecule: messenger RNA, 3856 nt
Organism: Glossina fuscipes
Lineage: Eukaryota; Metazoa; Arthropoda; Insecta; Diptera; Glossinidae
Gene: cnn
Product: centrosomin
Exons: 6
Coding region: 164-3316 (1050 amino acids)
Biological process (GO): positive regulation of microtubule polymerization; regulation of mitotic cell cycle spindle assembly checkpoint; negative regulation of centriole replication
Cellular component (GO): pericentriolar material; mitotic spindle pole; microtubule organizing center
Molecular function (GO): transcription cis-regulatory region binding; calmodulin binding; gamma-tubulin binding
Source: RefSeq, a predicted model, not a curated record
GUUUUUCUAAAGAAAAGAAGCUACAAAAGCUUUGUAAAUGUUAAAGUUCUUUUUGUUACGUCGUUAUUUAUUUGAUUUCUUUUCAUCUUACUUUAAUUAACUGUUGAAGUGGCUAUAGUUUUUCUUUGUGAUUGAUUGAAUUUAAUCUUCUAAUUUGUUCGUUAUGUCGUGUGAAAAUAUAAAAUCCCCUAAUGAACAAAAAGAACAACUAGGUACGUCUGCCAGAGAAACUGCCAGAGAAGAAUGUCCGACUCCAGCGGCAUUUGAAGAUGCCAAUAUGGUAGAGAACGUGACAAAUUUACUUGGUACUGUUGGCGGCGCCGAGUUCGAUCGCGGCGUCUUGAGGGAUAUGGCUGCAGAAAUAACCAAACUUAUUGACACCAGUCCGGGCACGCUACAGGAUGUUACAAUGGAUAAUUCAUAUGGCGUUGGUUAUCGUUCCCCAUGCGUUAGUUUGCAACAAUAUCAAGGUAACACCUCGCCAGCGGUUCAAGGGCGCUCGGUGCGUGAAUUCGAAGAACAAAUGGCCAAUUUACGGAAGGAGAAUUUUAAUUUGAAAUUGCGUUUGUACUUUAUUGAGGAAAGCACUCCCGGUUAUCAACAGGUCAAUACACCAGAGGGUCAAGAAACACUUAUGAAGCAAUUAAUCGAUGCCAAAGUAGAAAUAGAAAUUUUGCGUAAAGAGGUGCAAGAAAAACAGGAGAUUUUAAAAGAGGCUGCCCAAGCCAUGAAUCAAAUGGAGAAAAUACAAAAAGAUACGGAAAGCAAGUAUCAAGAAAUUAUCGAGGAGCUGCAGCAGAAAAUCCAGUACAUGGAAAUGGAGCGUGCGGUAGAAAAGUCACCAUCUAACAACGAAUUAAUGAAUGAUUUGAUGGGACGCUUGGACAUCUCGGAAAGCGUGAAUACAACACAAAAAAUACGAGAACUGGAGGGUUUACUAAAGCAAGCAGAAGUAAAAUUGGUAGAUGUGCAAGGCAGAAUGACCAAAUUGGAUGAGAUAUUGGCGCAACGUGAUGAAACCAUUAAAGAAUAUGAGGAUAAAGUUAAGGAGCUGGCAUUUCAGAAUGCGGAACUCUUGGAAAGCAUUGAAACGAAAGACAAAGAGUUGGCCAAUGCAGAGGCUCUCAGAGAUGAGUUAAAAGAACGUAAAGCAGAGUUGGCCGAUAAGGUUUGCAUCAUAGACGAGUUACAAGAUAAAUUAAAGAAUCUUGAAGUGAUGUACCAUAAAGCUCGACAAACCAUCGAGAAAUUAAUGUAUAGUCUAAAGCAAAAGGUAGACGAGAACGGUCGUCUGAUGAGUAAAAAUAAUUCGACACAAAAUGCCGCUAAAAACAGCAGUAAAGAUAUCGAAAAAGACAUGACUGCAGCUAGUGAAUGCUCUGGUUUUUGUGGUUCGGAGACUUAUAAGGAAUUAAUUGCCGAGCAGCGUGAUACAAUUUCACAUUUACGUGUGGAACUUGAAAAGUCCCAAGCAGAAAUGGAAAGAUCAGAAAAAAGACGUUUGGAAUGGGCUGACGUUUGCUCGGUGUUGACUAAACGUCUCGAAGAGUUAGCCGAUUUUUUGAACUCGCUAUUAAAUCACAAAGACGUCUUAGAUGGUUUAGCAGCUGAUCAUCGGCGUGCAAUGCGUAAAGCGAUUGAUCGCAGUUUAGAUCUAUCCAAAAGUCUGAACAUGUCGGGUAUAUCGGUGAAUGAUCAGAGCUUAACUCAAUUAAGUAAUUUAUCGGGUUGGUUGGAUGAAGUUGAAUGUCUGCAAAACUUGACCUUCAAUACAUAUGAAACAAUGGAAGCUCAACCAAUGAUUGAAACGUUAAAAGCGGAAAAUAAGGCUUUAAAAAAAGAAUUAGAUAAACGACGCUAUGCCGAAGCCAAAAAGGAAAAACGGUCUUUACCCUUGACAUGGCCGACGAAUAAAAGUGAAUCGGAAGCUUGGUCCGAACCAGAUCGUAAGGUAUCGAUGGCUCGGAUUGGCUUAGUGGGAGAACGAACGACAGUCAAGGAUGUGUCAAUUAACAAGCAACGUUUGGGCAGCGAUAGUGAAAAUGACAAUAGUCAUUCAGGGCGCUUGAAUUCCCGUAUUAUUAGAGCACGCAAUCAAGAACGCAUACAACAACUAGAACAAGCACUAGCGCAACGGGAUGAACGAAUCUUAGAAAUUCAGUGCCAGUUAUUUGAUGCCGAUUUGCUUGUCAAACAGGAAACAAGACGUGCUCAGGAAGUGACUGAAAAACUUACUUCCGAUAUAGAAGAAUUAAAACAACGUUAUGAAAAAGGCUACGAGAAAGCCAAUAACGAAUAUCAAAAGAAAUUACAAGAAGCGCAGAAGGAAUACAAUGAUCUAAUCGAAAGGAGAAUGAAUGAACAAAAGAAAAUGUAUGAGGAAACCUUGCAACGCGAUUGGAUUUCUUUGAAAUUAUAUGAUGAAGUCAAACGACAAUUAGACAAACUUAAAGUUGAACAUACGGAGGCGCAAAAUACCAUAGAUUUUCUAAAAGAGAACGAGGAAGAGCUGAAACAAUCCUUGGUGGAAAGCGAACUGAGUGCUCGUAACUUGCAAAAGAAAUUAAACGAACACACUUUGCAGGCUUCGAAAGCCAUCAUGGAGCGUACGAAGGCCUUGCAUGAUAAGUUAGAAUUGGAAAAACGCUUACAAGAAUUAACGCGACUGUUGGAUGAUCACAAAACAGAACACAAUAACUUGGUGACCCAAAUCGCGAACUUGGAAAAAGAACACAAUGCCGUUGUGAAUUCGAAAGUCAGAAAUCACAAUGACGACGGAAUUUCCUCACAGUCAGGUUAUACCUCAGAGGAAAUGGCUACGCAGGCUAAGACAAAUUGCACUGAAGGGAAGAUUGUGUCUGCAGCACAACAACGUCUAGGAGCAGAACGUCUGCAGAAUUCUUCUCCAGAUUUGGGCAUUGAAAGUGAUGCGGGACGAAUUUCAAGCGCUGAGGUGGCCAAUACCCAAUGCUCUAUGCCGAAGACUAUAGAAUCGGAGACAGACAAGGCUUCAGCAGUAAUGGGCGAUGAAGAAUUCCCCGAGGACAAUGAAGGUGCAAAUGAAGUUAAAAGUCCGCCGGCAACACAGACAUUGGAAUUAGUGAAUCUGUCGCAUGAUUGUACUAAGGUAGAACAAGAAAAUGGUGAAUUACGUCGUCAACUAAUACGCACUAAACGAGCCUUAGAAGACACUUACGAAAAAUUACGUUUAGCUAACCAACGUAAAGCACAUCUUGAAAAAUAUAUUAAAAAUCAAAUCGUAAAAACGCACAAUGUCCUUAAGAAUGUACGUUCCAAUAUGGAAAAGGAAUUGUAACGUUACGUUCUUAUCAAGUAAACGCACAUCAUUAUUUAAAAUAUUUAAAAAUAACUUCGCGUAUUCGCUAUAUCAUCAGUCAGUUAAUUCAUUCAUUGUUCAGCAUAUCAUUUCAUAUAUAUAUAUGUAUAUACAUUUAUGUUUUAAUUUAUAAAUUCCCUUUAAAAGUCUUAAUAAUUUUUGGCUGUUUGUUAACUCUCAUGUUUACGAGUGUUUCUCUGUUUGCACUAAGAUUCGCAAAACAAAUCACACAAUAUGUGCCGAAAACCUCAUAGUUAUAUAUAUUUAAUUAACACUUUACACUCCCUCGUUAAUAAAAAAAAAAAUUUAAAAAAAAAAAAAUGUUAUUUGUUAACUUUGUCUCCAGCUGCCAUAUACAUUUUUUAAACAUUUUAUAUUUGUCACUAAAUAAUUUCAUUUUCAAAAUUUGAUAUAUGUAUUUUAACGUAAUUAAGCGAUACCUCUACAAAUAAUAACAAAAAGAAUAACGCAAGCACCUAUAUGUUAAAAAUAACUAAUGAAACGAUUAUUAUUAUUAUU